Messenger RNA from Camellia sinensis, 855 nucleotides. NCBI's taxonomy places the organism in Eukaryota, Viridiplantae, Streptophyta, Magnoliopsida, Ericales, Theaceae. The record is from RefSeq and is a predicted model, not a curated record.
AUGUCUUGGCUUCUUUCCUCCAUUCUUCUUCUUCCUCUUCUUCUUCUUCAUGUCCUGUUUUUAGUAAAUUGCGAUGCUUUAAGAAGUGAUGGGAACUGUAAUUCUUCUUGUGGGAACAUUCAAAACAUCAAAUACCCAUUUCGAUUUGAAGGUGAUCCAGAAAAUUGCGGAAAAAAGAUAUAUGAACUGGCCUGCCACAACAAUCGUCCAGUGCUUAACUUAUUCUCCAGCGGUAAAUACUACUACGUGAAGGCAAUCAACUACAACAACUACACAAUCCGAGUCGUGGAUGUGGGCAUUCAAAACGGAGAGUGCUUCUCCCUCCCUCUUUAUUCUUUAACCUCUGGAGACUUUGGUAGUGAUCGUAAUCCAUAUUAUUAUUAUCAUCCAUCUAGUCCAUAUGAGUUCCAACGGGAGUUUACCCUUGAUGCUGUAGCAGUGUUGAUGGAAUGUGAAAAUCCAGUGAACUCUCCACUAUACAUGAACACCAGUAACAGUGCCUAUACUAGUUGUAUUAAUAAAACAGUCGAGUCUUCUUCUUCGCAAACCCAUUAUUAUUAUUCUUACUUUCUGUUCGGGAACUUGAGAGCGUCGGAUGUGGCAGACCUGUGCAGAAUAGAUGAGAUAGUUGCAACUACCUUGUGGUCUCCAACAACAACAGCAAGUUACAACUCUUCCAGUAAAUUCAUGGAGUUCCACGCACAGUUGGCGUAUGGAUUUGAGCUUUCAUGGGUCCGCAGUCUCUGUAAACAAUGCACAGGCUAUUGCUUCACUGAUCCUACUACCAAUUACACGACCGUCACUUGUUUCAACUACUGCGAUUCCCAAUUCAAGUUCACCUUUCCAUGUGCGUAA